AUUUCUCUCUCACAAAUAAAAUAAAAUAAAAUAAAGAAGAUACAAGUCAAUUUUAUUGGUCGUCUCUUGCACAAUAAAAGGAUUUCUGUUCUCCUUCUUCUUCUGCUCUUUUACACUCUUUUCGCCGGCAAAAAAAAAAAAAAAAGUUUUGAGAUUUUAUAGCAGGAAUAAAAAUAAUAAAUAAAUUGGAAUUGUUCUGAUUGAUCGAUCGGCCGAUGGAGGAUUGCGCGAGCAGCGGUGAGGAUUACUACCAUUCGUCCGAUGGAGAGUCCCUUGACGGUCUCGAGAAUGAGGACUCCGUUCUACUACAGUGGGCCCCAACCAAGGGUCCUUCUACCAAGGUUAUUACUAAAGAAUCACUUUUAGCUGCACAGAGGGAGGAUUUACGGAGAGUAAUGGACAUGCUGUCUCUAAGGGAGCACCAUGCUCGGACUCUACUAAUCCAUUAUCGAUGGGAUGUUGAGAAGUUACUUGCUGUACUUGUGGAGAAGGGAAAAGCAUACUUGUUUGCCGAAGCAGGUGUGUCCGUUGUUGAGAGUGAGGAUACAGGAACACCAGUGUUGACUUCAUCUAUAGCAAUGUGUGGCAUAUGCAUAGAGGAGUUACCUGGUGAUAAGAUGACGAAAAUGGACUGUGGCCAUGCCUUUUGCAAUGACUGCUGGACAGAGCAUUUUGUUGUGAAAAUAAAUGACGGUCAAAGUAGGCGCAUUAGGUGUAUGGCACACAAGUGCAAUGCUAUUUGUGAUGAAGCGGUUGUUAGAAAUCUAGUUGGUAAAAGGCAUCCUGAUCUAGCUGAGAAAUUUGAUCGUUUUCUUCUUGAGUCAUACAUUGAAGAUAAUAGGAUGGUUAAAUGGUGCCCUAGUACUCCUCAUUGUGGAAAUGCAAUACGAGUUGAGGAUGAUGAAUUUUGUGAGGUAGAGUGCUCUUGUGGUGUACAGUUUUGUUUCAGUUGCUUAUCAGAAGCACACUCGCCAUGUUCAUGUAUGAUGUGGGAGCUUUGGACCAAGAAGUGCCGAGAUGAAUCAGAAACAGUUAAUUGGAUCACUGUUCAUACAAAACCUUGUCCAAAGUGUCACAAACCUGUGGAGAAAAAUGGUGGAUGUAACCUUGUGAGCUGUAUCUGCGGACAAGCAUUUUGUUGGCUGUGUGGUGGAGCUACUGGACGGGACCAUACUUGGUCAAGAAUUACUGGUCAUAGCUGUGGUCGCUACAAAGAAGACAGUGAGGAAAAUACUGAACGAGCUAAGCGAGAUCUAUAUCGAUAUAUGCACUAUCACAACCGUUAUAAAGCUCACACAGAUUCAUUUAAGCUUGAGAGUAAACUCAAUGAGACUAUACUGGAGAAGGUAUCAAUUUCUGAAGAGAGGGAAUCGAGGCUUAGAGAUUUCAGCUGGGUAACUAAUGGACUCUGUAGACUUUUUAGAUCAAGGCGGGUUCUUUCAUAUUCGUACCCAUUUGCCUUUUACAUGUUUGGAGAAGAAUUAUUGAAGGAUGAGAUGACAAAUAAGGAAAGGGAAAUAAAACAGCUUCUAUUUGAGAAUCAGCAACAGCAACUUGAGGCAAAUGUUGAGAAACUCUCUAAGAUUUUGGAAGAGCCCUUUGAUCAAUAUAAUGAUGAUAAAAUUAUGGAGAUACGAAUGCAAGUAAUCAAUCUUUCUGUGAUCAUCGAUACCCUUUGUAAGAAAAUGUAUGAAUGCAUUGAGAAUGAUUUAUUGGGUUCUCUCCAAUAUAAUACCCAUAAUAUAGCUCCGUACAAAUCUAAGGGCAUUGAGAAAGCAUCAGAGCUUGCUAUCUGUCAGAACAGUAAACCCAGUACUGCUACUGAUAAAUGUCUUCCCUCUGAUUGUGGCAGUAGUGGCAAACGAGAUCGACCUUUCAGCUUUGGGAGUUCAGAUGACAGUGGUUGCACAUCCCAGAAGCGACACAAAAAGGAAAGUUAUGGAGGUGGAUUCUUUGAUCUGAACUUGCCAGCGGAAGUUCUUGACAGGAAUUGAUCUCUGAUAGGCUUUUUCUAAGAAGUACAGAUGUACAGAUCUAACUGGAGACCCUCAUUUGGUCUAAUGGGAUUUGAUCAUUUAUGGAUUGAGCACCACUCAAAUGCUUUCCUUUCCCUGCCUAGACUCUUUUUUGUCCCCUCAUCAUGCGCAUCCUUUCUAUUUUAGCGAUAUCCCGGAAGAGUAAUACUGGAAUUCCAUGGGUUAUUUUUUUAUCUUUCAAGGCUCUGUGAACUGAAAAUAGAUAUACUGUACAAGUGUACAUAGGCCUUAUGUUGAGCUUUUGAAUAUAUAUGUAAAUUCUUAACCUGUGAUUUGAGUGGUGUAAAAUUUGUCCUUUUUAAUAUAUAUUUUUUUGGUA
Molecule: messenger RNA, 2355 nt
Organism: Durio zibethinus
Lineage: Eukaryota; Viridiplantae; Streptophyta; Magnoliopsida; Malvales; Malvaceae
Source: RefSeq, a predicted model, not a curated record